Siniperca chuatsi (mandarin fish) is the source of this 1604-nucleotide messenger RNA. RefSeq lists its product as uncharacterized. Gene Ontology annotation, biological process: endosome to lysosome transport; protein modification process; protein transport. The transcript is spliced from 6 exons. Gene Ontology annotation, cellular component: ESCRT I complex. The coding region runs from base 119 to 694 and encodes 191 amino acids. Gene Ontology annotation, molecular function: ubiquitin binding. NCBI's taxonomy places the organism in Eukaryota, Metazoa, Chordata, Actinopteri, Centrarchiformes, Sinipercidae. The record is from RefSeq and is a predicted model, not a curated record.
UGGGUCAUAAAAGACAGGAGGUUGUCCAUAACGCCGAGACAGACAGAAAGCCAAGGGUUGGUGCGUGUUGGUGAUUGGAAAAGAUACACAGAAAAUCAUUUUUGGAUAAACCAUAAUCAUGUCAUACUCUGAAGUUACGAUUAAGAAAACGCUCCUUAAGACAUAUCUUCGCAAACAUGUGGCCCAUGAAAUAUACGUUGCGUUGACUCACUUCAAAAACCUUGAGCCCAUGAUGGAUAAAUACGUUUACAAUGAUGGAACCACAAAGGACUUGAUGAGUCUCAGCGGAACCAUUCCUGUCGUGUUUCAAGACCACACCUUCAACAUCCCAGUGUGCCUGUGGAUUGAGGAAACUUACCCCCAAACUGCUCCAAUCUGCUAUGUCAGACCCACACAAGAGAUGGUGGUCCUCAGAGGAAAGUAUAUCUGCAGUGACGGUGAAGUCGUGCUGCCUUACCUUGAGGAGUGGAAGAAUGGCGAGUGUGACCUAGUGAGCCUACUGCAGGUGAUGGUUGUCACAUUUGGAGACUUCCCUCCCGUAUGUAUGCAGUCUCAUCCAGAGCCUGAACAAGCUUGUCGGCUGCACUUCCACAGAGAAGCAGAUGUAUUUUCAAAGACAGAUGGAAGUUUGCAUCUGUAUUUAGCCAGAGAAGAUGAUCAACCUUUCCAGCCAGAAAAUGAAACCAACUGUUAGUCUUUUGUGGAAUUUGACAAUAAAUUGUGUAAAGACUGUUUGUGUGUUGCCUGUAAUGAAGUGUUUUAGCCUAUUUUUUAUGUUUCAUUAUUUUCCAAAUGAUUUAGACUGUAAAUGUCAUUCAGCACCUGGUGAAAACAUAUCGACUGAUUGGUGUGAAUGUAUUGCAUUCUUUUUUUAAAUGGUUUGAAAUGUUUUUCAUAUGAACAUAAACUACUUUGGCAUUUGAAUCUCUGUGUUCAUAGACACACAUUGCUUUACAAGCAGCUCAUAAAACUGCACCCAAAGGCCCAUUUGUUGUGAUCUUAUCCACAAAUGUUUUGGACUUUUGACCAGUGAAGAGAGAAGUUAGUAAUUUGUAGAACACAUACACAGAAAGGUACAGCAGUAAAACAUGGUAUAUUAUAGAAGAGUGCAGCUUAUUUAAUUUUGACAGAGAAUAUAGAACAGAAAUUCAUUAAUGUAAGCCAACUUGUUUUGCUUGUUGAUGUAAUUUAUCAGUUACUGUGUUUAAAAUUGUUGUGUCUUCUUUCGUAAAAUGUUUCAGUGGAUGCAUAAGCUAAUACCUAGAUUAACCACAACUUUCAAAACUGUCAAAACUGUUCUCAAAGACAGGAUUAUUAAUUGACAGCAUCACACAACCUCUUGUGAAAAGUGACUCAUUCAUUGAUUCAUUCAGGUAUAGAAUUAGGGUAAAUAAAGAGCCAUGUUAAACAUGUUUGUGCUUAUUAUUGUGGAAAUCAUCAUACAAAAGUUGACUUGUUUGUUGCCAAACAAACAAGUAAAUUUUUGAUUUUGCCCUUAUGUGUGAUGUGUGAAGGAAACUCUAAUCUAAUCGGAUGUAGAUAGUGAAUAUCCUUUUCAGCAAAUGUCCCUUGUCAUUCAUCAUUAAACUGUAAGUGGGUUUAUA